UCGCCACGAAUCGAUGCUGGCGUCACAUUAAAAACACACAAGGUGGGAUUUUAUCACCCCACUCACAAGAAAUUGACAGCGUUAGUGUGAAAAUAAUAUUAAAAAAAAAAAAAAAAGUUCGUUAAGGUGAAAAGGUUCCCUGUGUGAUCUACGUCACUUAUUCUUUAAAAUACAAGUGAAGCCAAACAAUAAACAUGGACUCGCCCGAAGACUUGGACGUUUUCUUGAAGAAUAUCGACGAUGUAAGCAAGCUUGUGAAGGACCUAAACUCACCAGAUGUGGAAGUCCAGCAGGAAGCUAUGAAGAAAGCAGAUAGCAAAAUUGCUGCCUUGAAUGGAUCCUGUAGGACAAAAGUCAACAAGACCACAAUCAACACAAGCCUACCACCCAAGACUCCUGUGAAUGCACAGACUGAAAGUGCAGAGAAUUUCAUGAGGUUAAUGGAGAGGGAUGCGGAAGACAGGAGGAAGAAGAGGCUCGCUCAAGAGGAAAAGGCCACUGCGUUUAAGGACAAAGGGAAUCAAGCCUAUGGCCGAGGAGAUUAUGAGACUGCUGUGAAAUAUUACAGUGAAGGCUUGGCUGAAUUGCGUGACAUGCAGCAGUUGUAUACCAACAGAGCGCAAGCUUACAUCAUUCUGGAGAAGUAUGAGGAGGCCAUCAGUGACUGUGAAUGGGCUUUGAAGUGUAAUGAGAACUGCAUAAAGGCCUACCUUCACAUGGGAAAGGCAUACCUUGGGUUGAAGAAGUAUAGUGAGUCCAGGACGUGCUUUGAAAAGAUAGCUCAACUUGAACCCCAGAUGGAGAAGAUGGCCAAAGAAUACCUGACCAGGAUGGAGCUGGAUGAGAAAAAGGAGAGUCAAGAAUUCAAUGCAAGGCAAGAUUUUGACAAGGGAGUGGAGAAGGCCAAACUAAUCCCUCAGCUUUUGGAGAAGCUGAUAGAGCCUGGGCAGAUGCUUCUCUACUACUGCGGAAUAUUGGAGAUUCUCUCCCAAGCAAUGACCGACUGCAGCGGACAGACACUUUUCAGGCUGCACAAUGGCUUCAGUAUCAUCGAUAGCAAUGACACAACAAGGAGUUGCCUGUUGCAGGAAGCAAAUGACCAGUGCAGCCAAGACUUGUGCGUUUCCAUUCUCAAUGUUUGGACGAUCACUUGCAGAGGAAACGAGGAAAACCUGAAAACAUUGUUGACAUGUCCAGCGUCCAAAAAGUCCAUUGUUCCCAUGAUCUCAUCUGAACAUGACGCAGUGCAGAAGGAGUGCCUGGAAUUUUUAUGUCUCUACUCGCAUACUGCACAUGGCAGAAAUCUUCUCUUUGACAACUUGGAUGUUCCCAUGUUGACGAGAAGUCUCAUGGCGUGCAUCUUGAGGUCAGGGCAGCAAAGGGAGAACAGAGCCCUCCUCAUUUUGCAGAAGUUGGCGGGAGAAAAAAAAUUUUGCCGCCAGCUAACGAAUGUGCUGACGGACUCUGUCGCUGAGCCAUUCACAACAAUAAUAAGUAAUAUCAGCACGGACAAUCGGCAUGUCGUCCCUUCACUUUUAUCAGCUGUAGACAAUCUGAUAGGAGAUGACGUCAUCCGUCACACACUUGCACAUGAUGCAGAGUGUUGGAAAGGCUUCCUGCUUGGCAUCAAGCAAUGCAUUGCAAGCAGUUAUAAUGAGAUACUUUACCCUCUCCUUGGACUGAUCAUCAACCUUUCAACUCUGACCUCACCUGUCAUAAAGGGAAAUGCUGUCUCACUAUGUGACUGCUGCCUGGACCUGCUGAAGGAUGAUGACAGAGGUGUUGUAACUAGAGCCAUGGGUGUGUUGAGCGGCGUCCUCCCUCAGUCCUCCGACGCUGUUAAUCAUGUUGUUCAGCGAGAUGUGGUGAAGAUGGUGCAGCGACUGCUCAAGCGAGCAGACUUGGUUGCCACUAAGUACGCCUUAAAGAUUCUGACGGUGUGCACGACUGCCAGCCAGUUGGCUCGGGAGGAGCUGGUAAAGUCUGACAAAAAACUGUCUGUUCUACGUCGUUUGCUGAGCUCCAGCUGUGAUGAAAUGGUGUCAGGAAAUGCUGCCCUGUGCCUGGCCCAUUGCCUUGAGUUGAAGGGUAUUGCCAGCAACCUGCUGGGCACUGAUAUUGUGCUUCAGCUGCUACGUCAUGCUGCCGGAGACGCAAAGAAGACAGCUGUGCAGCAAAAUGCAGCCGUUGCUCUGGGGAAGCUGUGUCAAUCCGAGCCCAGAUUCGUGAGCAAACUUCGAGAGCUACACGGCUUUGAGAUCCUGCACUCCUGCAUGAAGCUCAUCAAAUAAGGAUUUUUUCUUUUUACAACUUGUGUCAGUGUUCUUGACUGACCUUGUUUUUUAAGUCCACAUGGAAUCUACACUCAUGAACACCAAGAUGCAGUGACGGUGGUGCCAGUUCAGUCAGCUUUGCCAUAUUAACGUGAUUGAUACAUUCCAAAAUCAUACAGGCCUUAAUGUUAUUAAUUAUGAUGGGUAUGAUACAUUAAUCCAGGAAGAUGUUUGUCCCAAAUACUUCAGUAGCAUAUCUAUAUGAGUGAGUGAUAUUAGCCAAGCUGCAAGAAACAGAAGGAAUAUUACAAUGUACAUCCUUUUGCUUAACAUACCCAAUGCUGCUAGUUUCAAGGGGAUAUAGAUGGAUCGAUCGAUAAUAUUUUUUAAAGUUUGUGGCAAUCUUUAAUAUUCUGAGGAUGUUCUAUCAUUUGACAGUUAUGUCCUGCCUAUAUUAAGAAUAAUUGAGUCCUUUACUACUAUUUGUUUGCCGGUGUUUGAGUGGUGUAGAUGGUGGUAAAGGAUGGACAAUUGUUCUUAAAUUAAACAAAUGUCUUUGCCAUAUGUGCAUGUAAUUGAAAACUGAGGACUAAUCAUGAACAGAUAAAAAAAAAUUGUAAACAUUUUAUUAAAGGACUUAUUGGGUCAGAUGAAAGAAGAACUAUUUGAAUAUUGCAAAAAAAACGGGGGGCGGGGGGGGCGUGGUCAGAAGUAGACUGUUCGGUCCCUGUACGAGACUGUUCGGUCCCUGUACGAAUAAUGUUUGCACACCCUGUUUGGAUUUGGACAACUGUUCUCGGGAUAAAUAUUUGUUUUUUUUCCUCCCCAUAAUAUCAAUAUUGUGAACGGUAGAUGCAUGAAUUGGAUGUGAGA
This is a messenger RNA of Phycodurus eques (leafy seadragon), 3146 nucleotides long. It is a transcript of the gene ttc12, whose product is annotated as tetratricopeptide repeat domain 12. The record is from RefSeq and is a predicted model, not a curated record. The transcript is spliced from 21 exons. Lineage: Eukaryota; Metazoa; Chordata; Actinopteri; Syngnathiformes; Syngnathidae. Bases 195 to 2291 code for a protein of 698 amino acids. Gene Ontology annotation, molecular function: protein binding.